CUUUCUUCGACUCGUUCCUUAUCCUCCUUUGCCAAUUUUUCUAGGCGCUUCCUCUGAGCAAGUGUCCCGCCUUCAUCGUCGCCUCGGCCGCCCUGUCGCAUCACCCAUCACAACAACGCCUUUCCUUUUGAUUUUUCUCCCUUUCGAAACCCGCGCGCGCCCGAAACGCACCAAAGCUCUAGCUUCACUCCUCUUCUUCUACCAAUUCUCCCGUGUGCGGCCUUUGACUCGCUGCUCGCUCCACGCUCCUCCUUGACGCUGGCUGAACAAAGGUCGAAAUCUCCGAGACACCCUCAGCUCGAAUUGUCCAGUCGCCUUGUGCCUCCCAUAUAGCCUUGCGCGCAGUAAUCCUUGCCCGUGUGGUCAACGUGCUCCAGUCGCGAGACUGGUAGCCUUCCGUUGCCCACCAUGGAUAGUCUCGCAUGCCAUGUCAUUUACGUCAAUCGCAGCGUUGGAGAGGCCCGGCUGCUGCGCGCCAUACCUGACGAUUCCGCGGCCUCGCCGACAGGCGCUACCCCCGAUUGGAGGCGCGAUCGCGUUCGAGAACUUGUCCAGCCUCUCCUCGACACAUUUGGUGACGUUCAUGUCUGUGCCACCGGCGCCGCCUGCAUGGACAAGUUGAUGCAGCUUCACGAAGCCGGGUCCAUGAUGGACAUGACACCAACCAUGGUUCUUCUAGACACGCCCCAUGAUGAAUGGAUACCCGAGUCCUAUUCCAACCCAAACUCUUCCUCUCCCGACCCCAAUUUUGUCAACCGCGACGCCGAGAUUCAUACACCUGACGAGAACCUCUACGGCCUGACGCUCCUCCAGAGGCUCAUCACCGAGGCCCACCUGCGAAGCAUUUCCAAGCUCGUCGUCCCCAUCCCCAUCAUCAGCUAUCCAGAGACUCGCGAACAGAUGACCGACGGCACGACCGAGCCCUUGCCGGCUCAACCCGUCAGUCGUAAGCUCAUAAGGAGGUGCUUGGACCUUGGCGCCGUCGACGUGAUAAUCAGCCCCCUGGGCCCUAAGUGUAUCGCAACGCUGGAAAUAUGCGCUUAUAAGGCCCAUAGGGACGCCGCUAGGGACCAGCAGGCAAUGAUGGAGAUUACAAAGGGCCGCAAGCGAUCAUGGGUUGGCGUCGACGACCAGAAGCCCUUUGCCUACCUCCGAGAGGCAAUGGUCUCUGGCCUCAUGAAAGGAAUCUGUCGUCUCUCUCCUGAAGACGACAACAUCGCCGGUGCCCACAUUGCCGUUUCGUCUGAGCGCCAAGCCAUCAUUGCCGAAGCCGUCGGGCGCUGGCAUUUCGAUGCCCACGAAUUCUCCGACGACGAGCUGCUGGUGGCUGCGAUGCAGAUGUUUAAACAUGCCCUGACCUCCCCGGAACUCGAGAGGUGGCGGAUACCAGCAGACCGGCUCAUUAGCUUCCUUGUCGCAUGCCGUGCUGCAUACAAUAGCUUUGUCCCCUACCAUAAUUUUCGUCACGUGGUGGACGUCCUUCAAGCGACGUUCAAUUUCCUCGUCCACAUUGGCGCGUUCCCUCCGUACCCGACAUGGUCUCAACCGAGAUCCAAGGUGCAGAGAUCGCCAAUCGCCUCGCUCGUCAGCCCCUACGAAGCAUUGACCCUUCUCGUCACAGCCAUUGGCCACGACGUGGGCCACCCCGGAGUCAACAAUGGCUUUCUCACCACCUUGAACGCCCCGCUAGCGCAGCUGUACAAUGACCGAUCUGUCCUAGAGUCGUUCCAUUGCGCCGCCUUUUCGCAGAUCCUUCGCAGGUAUUGGCCCGCGGUGUUCGAAGACAGGAAGAUGCGCGGCCUGAUGAUUAGCUCCAUUUUGGCCACAGACAUGGGUCUCCAUUUUGACUACAUGAAGAAGAUGGCGACGCUCAAGGAGAAUCCUGCAAACUGGAAUGGGCGCCAAGUUGAAGAUGCCAAGGUUCUCGCAUGUUCGCUCCUUAUUAAGUGCGCAGACAUUAGCAACGUGGCACGCCGUCAAUCAACAGCACUGAAAUGGAUGCAUAUGCUCUCGGAGGAGUUUUCAAGACAAGCCUCAAUGGAGGACGAACUCGAGAUCAAGUCGUCUUUGAUGUCCCCCCCGAAAAAAGACAUUCUAUCCCUGGCCAACGCCCAGAUUGGGUUCAUGAACAUGUUCGCCAUACCACUGUUCCAAGGUGUGGCUGAAAUAAUGCCAGGCAUGGAAUACGCCGUCAAGGAGCUUCACAUCAACAAGAAAUUCUUUGAAGAAAAGGUGAAGGAGGAACAGGCCAAGGCAGCGGAAGCGGCUAGCGAGAACGUCCGGCACCGGCGAACGAGAAGCUACCCGAUCGAAAAUGACAGCGAGAUGAAGAACAUUGAGAUUUCGCCCGCACCGAGUCCCUCGACUGCCAAAUCUGGCCACGACCCCCAUACCCCUGUCGAGCACCCGGACGUCAACGGCAUAGCCUUUGGAAUCCCUUCAUCUUUUGACGCUGCGGAUGGUGAUCCUUUUACCUGCCACCGACCAGACGAUUCUAUCGAAGGCAAGUUGGUAUCGACAAAACAGCGGACGAGCGAGACCACCGAAGGCAGUUUAUCCGCUGGUUACCCCGCGGACUGGGCUUCACAAGCAGCGAGUACGGCCACUGGCAAGAUGACUCUGUCACCCAGUACGCAGGGCACCAGCAUCGUCAGCAACGAAUCUGGAGAGCGAACCCUCAGCGUCCCUGCGUUUAACAUGUCGCCUCUCAGCCUCAAGGGAUCCCCAACAUCACCACGCCGAGAACGAGAACGGGAAAGAGAACGAGAACGAGAAAUGGCGCAAGGAGACGAGGAUUCGCACCUCGGAGGCAGCAUAGGCAGAGCCGAAGGCAAGGCGCUUAAGAAACGGCCAAGCAGGUUUCGAAUGAAAGACUUUCCCUUCUUUAAGAGGAGCAAGGGAUCAAGUCCUCCAUUCCCGACCGCUGACACGUCUGGUUGAAGGGCGUCAAGUUACCAAUUUCUGUAACAGGCCGCAAGCAAACCAAAAGACACCGGAGAGACAACUUGCGACAAGGAAGCAAUAUACACCACUGCCACGCGGAACGAAAAUCCCGCGACGCGGCUACGAUUAUGGCCCUAUGAUUUACGAAUGCGAUUGUGCGAAUAUAGCCCUUUUUAUGCGGGUCACGGCCACGUUAUGAUGUGCCUUUUUCUUCACGGAUCGCGGGAAAUCAUUCGGUCGGUUCAUGGCGUUGGAUCCUACAAGUCGGUCACAUCUUGCCACUUUGAUGUUGCACUAUGAUGCCUGCCGAACGGAUUUGACGGGAAGACAAAAUA
Molecule: messenger RNA, 3278 nt
Organism: Trichoderma harzianum CBS 226.95
Lineage: Eukaryota; Fungi; Ascomycota; Sordariomycetes; Hypocreales; Hypocreaceae
Exons: 4
Coding region: 409-2940 (843 amino acids)
Biological process (GO): signal transduction
Molecular function (GO): 3',5'-cyclic-nucleotide phosphodiesterase activity
Source: RefSeq, a predicted model, not a curated record